Molecule: messenger RNA, 773 nt
Organism: Podarcis raffonei (Aeolian wall lizard)
Lineage: Eukaryota; Metazoa; Chordata; Lepidosauria; Squamata; Lacertidae
Product: distal membrane-arm assembly complex protein 1-like
Exons: 2
Source: RefSeq, a predicted model, not a curated record
CGGGGAGUUGUUGGCAUGCCGGACACCCAUUGCAGUACACGCCGCCCUUUCUGCUUCCACCGAGACGAUUGACAGGAAGCAGAGCGGCUUCUGGGCGCCAGCCGCUUCCGGCGCGGUGUCCUGGACGCCGCCAUCUUCCCGCCUCCGCAGGAAAGCCGAGACAUGUCUUCCAGCGUCGAGCGCGUCGCUUCCUCACCGGAGCAGAAACGGUCCUUUUUCUGGUCCUGCUUCAGCUGCCGCGCCCUGAGCGGGGGGGCACUGAUCGCCUCCUCCUUGUUCGUCUAUUCGGGGCCCCUCCGGAUUAUGAGCCACAGGAUCCCCCCCAGCAUGGGCAACAUCGCCCAGAUGACCUUCGCCGUCUGUCUCUUCUGUUGGGGUGUCACUGUGUGGGUAAACCCAGUUGGAAGCUACAAGAAAGAGGAGUGAAUAGCAAUACCCCAUUACUGGAUGCACAUCAUCUUUUUCCGGAUCUGGCAGCAGUUCAAACCGUGGCCAAUAAAAGACUAAUGGAGGGAAAUACCCUGGAUUUGUUUGUGAUGUCCGUGGCAAGCUGGUUUAUAUGCCAAGAAGACACCGUGCACCCUCUGCAGAGACUUUAGCAUAUCAUGCUUUCCUUACGACGGAGAUUGUCAGUAGAAGCUGUGAUGUAUGUCAUAGCUGGGAGAGGAGAAAAUCUGCUUCCUCCUGCAUUAAAAAAACAUCCCUAAGCACCAUGUAUUCAAUGUAAAUAUUUAACUGGAUUUGUUUUAAUUAAAUCAAGCUCUGUUUCUGCA